AUUUGAACGGUGAGUGUCUGGAUUCGAGCCGAUUGGAAUUUUCGCGCCUUUCUCGUUUAUUACAUAUCACGAUUCGUAAUAGUUUCAUGGUCAUAGGGUAUGAGUUUCUGCAAACAUUGUGCGUGAGUCAUGUUGGACUUUGCAGCUUUUUUAACCGACUUCGAAAAGGAGGAGGUUACUCAAUUCGAUCAUGCGGUGAAUCAUUCAAGGAACGAAAGAAAGGCGAUCACGGGUAAAUGGCUUCAGUGACGAGAACGUGAACUUUUGAAGUUAUUAUUAUUAAGAUCAAACAUGCCCGUAAAAUCGGAGUUCAAAGCAAAGAAGAGCAUCGAUGGGACACGCGAGAGUACCAAGCAUGCUGCUACGCAGAACGUGUCUUUGUCGCAUCUUAAAAAAUUACCACCGAUCGACAUUGAAUUCAAUGACCUGGCUUAUACGAUACCUUACGGAAGAAAAGGUUCGAAAGUAAUCUUGAGAGGAGUUUGCGGGCAAUUCAGAUCCGGAGAGUUGACCACGAUCUUGGGUCCUUCGGGUGCAGGGAAGUCUACCUUAUUAAACAUCCUCGCAGCAUACAAAUUGACCGGUGUCACCGGACAAGUAAGCACCAAUGGACAGCUACGAGACGUGGAGUCUUUUAAGAAAAUGUCCUGUUAUAUUAUGCAAGAGGAUCUUAUUCAACCUAGGCUCACGGUAUUCGAGGCGAUGCAAUUUGCCGUGGACUUGAAGCUUGGACACAUUUCCAAAGCAGCGAAACUGACCGCUAUCGAAGAAAUUUUGGACAUCUUACGACUAACCCGUGCGAAAGAUACGAUUUCCGAACGGUUGUCGGGUGGCGAGAAGAAAAGACUUUCCAUUGCGUUGGAACUGGUAAACAAUCCUCCGGUCAUAUUUCUCGACGAACCAACCUCAGGAUUAGACGAAACCUCAGCGGCACAGUGUAUCGAGCUAUUGGAACGUUUAGCGCGAUUAGGAAGAACAGUAAUUUGUUCCAUUCAUACACCAAGUGCGAGGAUUUUCGCGAAAUUCGAUCAUGUCUACGUUGUAGCCAAUGGUCAAUGCGUUUAUAGAAACACCGUGCAAAAUUUGGUACCGUUUCUACAACAGGUCGGUUUGGAAUGCCCGAAACAUUACAAUCCCGCCGAUUUUGUGAUAGACGUAUCUGCUGGCGAAUACGGUCCAGAGUGGAUAACUCGAAUGAUUAACUUCGUGGACACAGAAAUGCCUAUCGUUCCUGUUUCUCGGUCAACGACUUCAAAUCUUCCGGAAAAGACGUUAAAAGUUUCCUGGUACGAUCAAUUCGUUGUUCUCUCGAGAAGGAUGUUCUUACAGUUGUACAGAAAUAGGAGUUACAUGUAUCUAAAGAUAGGGUUACACAUAUUCCUCGGUUUUAUCAUCGGUGGCUUGUUUUUGGAUGUCGGUAACGAUGGGACGAAGACCUUGUUCAAUUUUGGUUUUUGCUUCGCCUGUUUGAUAAUUUUCCUCUACGUACCUAUGUUACCGGUAUUAAUGCAGUUUCCUGCGGAGGUGCAACUUAUUAAACGAGAAUAUUUCAACAUGUGGUACGACUUGAGCCCCUAUUAUUGUGCCUUCACCUUAGUGAACUUACCUGCACAGAUAUUCGUAUCCUCGAUAUAUCUGUCAAUGGUGUACGUAAUUACGGGGCAACCCAUGGAACUCUUUCGAUGCGCAAUGUUUUUUAGCGUUUGUUUUUUGUGUAUGUUCAUAGCUGAAAGUAUGGCCCUGGCUAUAGCCACUAUGUUAAAUAUAGUGAACGGUACCUUCGUUGGACCGGCGAUCACUGUUCCUUUGAUGCUGGUCGCGGUGCAAGGACUGGGUGAAAUGCAAGAUUUGCCUUUUUAUCGUAAAUUGAUAAUGUAUCUGAGCUACAUUCGUUACGGUUUGGAAGGUCUUAUAACCGCCUUGUACGGUUUCAAUCGUGAACAAUUAUAUUGUCCGCCGACAGAAAUAUUCUGUGAAUAUAGCGCACCUCGACUACUUUUACAAAUAAUGCAAAUGGAGCAUGUGGUGUUCUGGGUAGAUUUUCUUGCCUUGAUAAUUAUCCUCAUUCUCCUUAAGAUUCUCACGUAUUAUUUAUUAAGACAAAGACUUAGGCCAAACAAAACAUUCCAAGCACUUCACGUGAUUGGAAGGCUGAUAAAGAGUCGCUUUAAUAUUGAUAAUUAAAAAAGCUAGUCCUUUUCCAUGACGUGUACAAAAUACAAACUGAGAGGAAGAAGUGGAACCGUUUUUUGUUUUCUCAGUGUGAUAGACAGCCAAAUAAGUAAUCUCUAACAAAGAGAUCUGUAUCUUGUAGAUAUAUUGAUAGAAAAAGUUUUUCUACAACGAAAUGUAUCGAAUUAAAAUAUACAAUAUUUAAGAAAGUAA
Molecule: messenger RNA, 2385 nt
Organism: Osmia bicornis bicornis
Lineage: Eukaryota; Metazoa; Arthropoda; Insecta; Hymenoptera; Megachilidae
Product: ATP-binding cassette sub-family G member 1-like
Exons: 13
Coding region: 292-2184 (630 amino acids)
Cellular component (GO): plasma membrane
Molecular function (GO): ABC-type transporter activity; ATP hydrolysis activity; ATP binding
Source: RefSeq, a predicted model, not a curated record